AUGACAAGCCCAACGUCUAAAUCGCGAGUGCCAAAAGCAUGUGAGCCUUGUAACAGGCGCAAAGUCCGCUGUAAUGGCCAGCAACGAUGUCAACAGUGCGAGCACCUCGAUCUCCUCUGCACAUACACGGAGAAUCGCUCGGCGCGAUCAAGAAAGCACACUCUGCGCCGGGGUGCCAUAAUAUCAAACUACAAGAGCGGCACUCCAAAAACCACAUCCUUGAUACCGCUUCUUUCUCCAACAAGCCAACUCCCAGCUUCAUACUUCGAAAGCCUACUCCCAGACUAUAUGUCCUCUGUAUACCCGUUCAGCCCGAUAAUCACAGGCGCCGAAGUCCAGACCUCAAUCAACAAAAUGAAUGAAAGAGAACAUGCUGCGUUUAUCUACGCCUUCACAGCAGUAACCCUCGACCUAACCCGUGCUUCCAAAAGCACUUCAUCCCACUCAACAUCCCAAAUAGCAGAUCUCAUGCGCCAAUCCGUGGACAUCCAACAACCACUAGUGAUAGGGUUCCGCCCCUCCAUCCUCCGCGCAAUGACAAGCAUCUUCAUCCAAAUGUGUGCAAUGAGCCUAGGUCACUAUGAUCUAGGCUUCUUCUACCUCCGCGAAGCAAUCAGCAUGAUCCACAUGCUUCGCAUAACCGACAAGUCCGUCCUGGCAGGCCUGAGCACCCCAGAGCGAGCCCGUCGCCAACGUCUAUACUGGCAAUGUUUUAUCCACGAGCGAUUCAUGUCAAUCGUGUAUUUUUCACCGGUGACGUUACCGCCAGCUCAAUAUCCAGAAGAAGAUGCCACGGCGUCUGUGUCGAUGGAGAUUCAGCGCGGAUGGACGCAGGUCAUCAAGACAUUUUGUAUGCUUGAUGCGAGUUUCAUCAGUCUUUGGAUUGGGGAUCGGUCCCAGGUGACUGCGUCGUGGGUUGAAGGCAAGCAUCGCGAGUUGGACGAUGAAUUGUGGGAGACGGAGGUGUCGACGUUGUCGGAGUUGCAGCAGGCUGAUCUGGUGAUUACCAGACAGUGGAUGCGGACGUUGCUGUGGCAGAUGGCUAUGUCGAAUUGUUUGCUUAGUUCGCAUGCGUCGUGUCCGUCGUUGGAAUUGGAAAUGCCUUUGAAAUUGUCCAGUCAGCUCAGGCAGUUUUUGACGAAGAUCUCGCAGAAUACUAUCCGUGUGCAUGGAUCGUCGAUGAUUAGCAAGUUGCUGGAAGUCAUCAAUACUAUUGCGGACGUGGUGAUUCAUGUGCCACAGGCUACAACGGAGGAGACGACGGAGAGGAUCGAUGAUAUUGUGUUUAUGCAGAGCGUGGUGUUUUCGUUUCAUAAUUUGCAGGCCAUGUCGAAGAGUAUUCUGCUGGACAAGUUUCGGUUGAUUCAAGGGAGGUUUCCGCAUAUUGAAAUUGCUACGCAGUUGGCGGUUUAG
Penicillium salamii is the source of this 1413-nucleotide messenger RNA. Lineage: Eukaryota; Fungi; Ascomycota; Eurotiomycetes; Eurotiales; Aspergillaceae. The record is from the annotation of a GenBank genome assembly.